Drosophila guanche is the source of this 3407-nucleotide messenger RNA. It is a transcript of the gene Klp31E, whose product is annotated as kinesin-like protein KIF21A. Gene Ontology annotation, biological process: mitotic spindle organization; microtubule-based movement. Bases 104 to 3304 code for a protein of 1066 amino acids. The transcript has 12 exons. The record is from RefSeq and is a predicted model, not a curated record. Lineage: Eukaryota; Metazoa; Arthropoda; Insecta; Diptera; Drosophilidae. Gene Ontology annotation, molecular function: microtubule binding; microtubule motor activity; ATP binding.
CCACAUACAAAUAUUUAUGAAUGGUGUCGAAAUCAGUCCAAAACCCCUAUUGCAUUCAUUUAUUAUUAAUGCUUUAAAAUUAAAAAAUUAGUCUAACGCUGCAAUGAUUUCCGAAGAAGACCCCAUUAAGAAGGAUAGUUCUGUACGGGUGGCUGUAAGAAUUCGACCUCAAAAUUCAAGAGAGCUCAUGGAUAUGUGCCGUAUAUGUACAUCAGUCACUAUUGGAGAGCCUCAAAUUCUUCUUGGAUCCGACAAAGCUUUCACUUUUGACUUUGUAUAUGAUUGUUCUUCAAAACAGGAUCAAAUAUAUGAUGAAACCGUGAGGGCAUUGGUUGAGAGUACGCUACAAGGAUAUAAUGCUACAGUACUUGCAUACGGCCAAACGGGAUCAGGGAAAACAUACACAAUGGGAACUGGAUUUGAGCGCGAAUCUGAUGACGUUAAACUUGGUAUUGUACCUAGAGCGAUUCAACACAUAUUUGCUGGUAUCGAAGAUUUUGCAACUACUGCCAGUGAAAUGUCGCCUGCCAAUGGAAAUCCACAGUUCAGCCUUGCUGUUCAAUACAUUGAGUUGUAUAAUGAGGAUAUCUUCGAUCUCUUAGACCCAUUUAAUAAAAACACGAGUUUUAAAAUUCAUGAAGCAGCCAAUGGACAAAUCGAAAUAACUGGCGCAUCUAUAAAGCCAAUUAGCCAUCCUCAAGAUGCAUUAAAAUUUCUUCAGCAAGGUGCUUUAGCUCGAACUACUGCAUCAACGAAAAUGAACGACCAGUCUUCACGAUCGCAUGCAUUGUUUACAAUAUUUGUGCGCAGGCAGCGUUUACUUACGCCUACAAACGAUGCGUUGGAUAACGACCUAGAAACAUUGACUUCGAAGUUUCAUUUUGUCGAUUUGGCUGGUUCUGAACGCCUUAAACGGACUUUGGCUACGGGAGAACGUGCACGUGAAGGCAUCUCUAUCAAUUGUGGACUUUUAUCUUUAGGAAAUUGUAUUUCAGCGCUUGGUGAUAAAUCCAAAAGAGCGUUACAUGUGCCUUAUCGCGACUCCAAGCUAACACGACUACUACAGGAUUCUUUAGGUGGUAACAGUCGGACUUUAAUGAUUGCAUGCGUAUCGCCAAGCGACCGAGACUUUAUGGAAACAUUAAAUACAUUAAAGUAUGCAAACCGAGCGAGAAAUAUUAGGAACAAAGUGCAAAUCAACAAAGAUCAAAGUUCUCGAACUAUUUCACAGUUGAGAAGAGAUGUUUCAGCUUUACAAUUGGAAUUACUAGAAUAUAAACAGGGUAAAAUAGUAGUAGACUGCGAAGGAAAUGCCACACGCUCGGACACGUUUAAUGAAAAUAUUCUGCUCUUAUCAGAAAACAAACGAUUGAAGCAACGCCUUAAUUCGAUGCAAGAGACAAUUAACACAUUAACUGAUCGAAAUGCGCAUCUGAAACUAGAAAAAGAUCUAAAUAAAUGGUCAUAUGAUCCAAAUUUAGAUUUAGAUAAAAAUAAUGUUGUUGAAUAUUACAUUAAAGAAAUCGAAAAACUAAAAGCUAAAUUAAUAGAAUCUAAAGAAAUGCAAAAUCAACUGAAAAUUUAUAUUGGAAAAUGGCAGCCACCACUUAAAAAUGUUUAUAACGCAGAUCAAGGAAAUAUUAUAAACUUGGCAAAAAAAGGCUUGGAAAGGGACAAAGAGUUAUUGAUGUCGCGUUCCUUGCCAGGGAUACAAAACCAAAAUGACAGAUUGGAAGAAUCUGAUACUUCCAGUAGCGAUUCGGAAGAAGAAGGAGCAGUGGCAGACUUGAAUGACAUUAACUCAGACAUUGAAAUUAAAAGUAAAUUAAUUGAGCAACUCGAGCUGUCACAGGAAAGAAUGGAACUUAUGCGUCGGCACUAUGAAGAAAAACUUACUGUGCUAAAUUGUAAAAUUUUGAACACCCAAAAAGAACGAGAUGAGUUCUUGACAAAUAUGGUUUCAUCCACAUCAGUAUCAUCACAAUCAAAAGAUAGUUUAAAAAAAAUGAAAACAGAUUAUGAACGCAAGAUCACAAAUAUGCAAAGUGAACUCAAACGAUUACAACACGCCCAGACAGAACACAUUCGACAGCACAGAGAACUUAAAUCACAAGGAGCAAGAAUAAAUACCUUACGAAUUGAACUGGAACAAUUGAAGUUCACUAAAGUUAAAUUGAUGAAAUCAAUUUCAGAACAAUCUAGUCGACAUAAAGAAGAGGAUAGUAAAAAAUCAAAAACAAUUUCGAAAUUACAAGAUGAUCAGCGUCGACAAAAAAAUGCAUUAUUAUCUUUAAAAGAAAAAAUUAAUGCCAAAGAUCAAAUGUUAAAGCGAAAAACAGAAGAGGUAAUUGCCCUGCGUAAAAGUCAAAGAGGCCGAUUAAGCCAAAGAGGGGCUUUCAAUUUAGUAUCGAAAGUCGGAAAAUCCACUCGAUCCACCCAUCAGCAAUGGGAAAAGUUGUAUGGCUUCAUUUUACACGCCUCAAGAACAAGGCAACUAAUCACACAAUUGGAAAAAGAAUUGCAACGCUUAAUAUUGGAACGGGAAGAUCUUUGUCGUGAGCUGAAAAUAAUGCAAAAUGACCAAAACGUGGAUAAGACAUCUGAAGACUUCAAUGAACAAGACAGCUUAAAGACCAACAUUAGGUAUCUACAAGAAACCAUAGAACAUGUACAGCAAGCCAUAAUGGAAUUUGAAGACAGUAAAGACACUUCUCAGAGUGGCAUAUAUAAGAUACAGAAUUUUUUGGACAAUAUUAGAACCGUUGAAGAAGCUAAAUAUAUUCUUCAAAAGCUUUCCGACAGUGCAAUUAUACUGACAUGUAAUUUGGCCAUAGCGGAGACCCAUUUGCAGGAAACUGAAUCUCUCCUACAAGAAGCUCAACAAGAGAACAGCAUACAGCAUCAGAUAUUACAACAUUUUCUGUCGCAAAACAGUAAUAUGCAUAUAUCUGAUGUCUUUGUUUCUUUAAAUCUCAAAAGCAAUAUAAAUACAUUGAGUCACAGUUCUCAAAAGUCUUUAAUAAGUUCUGGAACAUAUGAUGUACCAAAAGAGGAUAUAUUUGGAGACUCUAAACAUAAAGACACAACAGAAAUAAGUAAUAGAACCCCAUCACCUUCUGGAAUCGACACCUUACCGGAUAUUUCUUCCAAAAUUCGACGCCGCACUGCUCAAAAACAAGAUCUCCUUUUUGGGGACAAUACAAUUCCUCUAAAGACUGACAGAAUGUCACGUUCUUACACACAAAAUGAUGUCAUCUGUGAUAAUCCGCUAAUGCGAGUUUCAAGUACUCCAGGAUCUUUAUAGAUAUAACACGUACAAGAUAAGUGCCUUAAAUAAUUCAUAAUAAUUGUAUGCAACAUAAUGUAACCUUUUUAAAAUGUGGAAUUAAAUAGCUUAUUUGCUUUUU